CCCACUUUUCAAAAAUAUCUCACACACACUACCACCAUGACCAUAAAUAUCCUAUCCAUUUCCUCCCUCCUCCUCCUCCUCGUCGCCGCUGUGACGGCCGACUCAUCAGAUCCCUUAAUCCGCCAAGUAGUCCAAGAUGUUGAAACGGAAAUCGAAUCCGACCCGUUACUUAACCCGGAACACCAUUUCAAGCUAUUUAAAAACAAAUUUGGAAAGACUUAUGACACAGAUGAAGAACACGAAUACCGUUUGACUGUUUUUAAGUCAAACUUACGACGUGCUAAACGUCAUCAGCUGCUUGAUCCAACAGCCAAACACGGAGUUACUAAGUUUUCGGAUUUAACUCCUUCUGAAUUUAGAAAGAAAUAUUUAGGAUUAAAAAGUAAAUUGAAACUUCCAGCUGAUGCUAACAAAGCACCUCUUCUUCCUACUGCUAACCUUCCUGAAGAUUUUGAUUGGCGUGAUAAAGGCGCCGUUACUCCCGUCAAAAAUCAGGGUUCAUGUGGAUCAUGCUGGUCGUUUAGUACAACAGGAGCUUUGGAGGGAUCUCACUUUCUUCAAACUGGGGAGUUGGUUAGCUUGAGUGAACAACAGCUUGUGGACUGUGAUCAUGAGUGUGAUCCUGCAGAAUACAAUUCAUGUGACUCGGGUUGCAAUGGUGGGUUGAUGAACAAUGCAUUUGAGUACAUAUUGAAGGCAGGUGGUGUCCAAAAAGAAGCGGAUUAUCCUUACACCGGAAAGGAUGGUACCUGCAAAUUUGACAAGUCUAAGAUUGCUGCCUCCGUGUCCAACUUCAGCGUCGUAUCCACUGACGAAGACCAAAUCGCUGCUAACCUUGUCAAAAAUGGCCCUCUUGCAAUUGGGAUCAAUGCGGCUUGGAUGCAAACAUACAUCGGUCAAGUAUCAUGUCCAUACAUUUGCUCAAAGACAAGAAUGGAUCAUGGUGUGCUUCUUGUCGGGUAUGGGUCUGCAGGGUAUGCCCCUCUGAGGUUCAAAGAGAAGCCAUAUUGGAUCAUUAAGAACUCAUGGGGAGAGGACUGGGGAGAGGAGGGAUACUACAAGCUUUGCAGUGGUUACAAUGCUUGUGGGAUGGACACCAUGGUCUCUGCUGUUGUUUCUACAAACACUUGAAGAUCUUUAUUUCUAAUGCGGAUUUGAUGGUCGGUCGCAUUUGUAAAUAUGUAUAAGCUAUGAUGUAUCCUUGUUAAAACUGUAUGGCCCUUAAUUAAUGCCAUGAAGUACCAACAUGACAUGGCUUGAAUUAGCUCAUGGUCUGUACGUUUGGUCUUAUGUAGUUUCGGUUUAUGUUUUUAAUUUCUAGCAUAAUGUGGGGAUCAAACAAUUUGGAACCUUUUUAUUUAGAAAACUUUGGUUUCCAUCAA
Erigeron canadensis is the source of this 1382-nucleotide messenger RNA. Its product is annotated as cysteine proteinase 15A-like. Gene Ontology annotation, cellular component: lysosome. NCBI's taxonomy places the organism in Eukaryota, Viridiplantae, Streptophyta, Magnoliopsida, Asterales, Asteraceae. The coding region runs from base 37 to 1131 and encodes 364 amino acids. The record is from RefSeq and is a predicted model, not a curated record. The transcript is spliced from 4 exons. Gene Ontology annotation, molecular function: cysteine-type endopeptidase activity.